CUCAGCUUCACUUCCCACACGGUGACAUUUUAUUUUCUCAAAAGGAAAUAAAGCGCUGACUCCUUGUUUGAUCGCUGCCUUGAGGCCUGACGACUUAGUCCCACUCAAGGAUGGACAGAGGGGGCGCUAUGGAGGCGGACCCCUUUCACAACGCCAAAGAGGACGAGCAUAUGGACGCUCAAACCUUCAAAGCGGGCAAGAUGAAGAUGAUCCAGCCAGACUCCUUGAAGGACCCCAAACUGGACAAGCUGAAGGAGGUUCUGUUGGGUUGGAUCAAUGAGAGUCUGAAGGCAGAGCACAUCGUGGUCCAGAGUGUGGAGGAGGAUCUCUACGACGGCCUGGUCCUUCAUCACCUGCUGGCCAGGUUUGCCGGCGUCCACUUGACCUUGGAGGAGAUGGCUCUGACCGCCUCGGCUCAGAUCCGCAAACUGGAAGCGGUCCUGGAGGAGCUGGAGAAGAGACUGGAGCAGCAGGACACCAAGUGGGACGUCAGCCUCAUCCACAAAAAAGACCUCCUGGCUACUCUUCACCUGCUGGUUGCCAUGGUGACACGCUUCCAGCCUGAAGUGGAGCUGCCUUCGAACGUGAAAGUGCAAGUGGUGGUGCUGGAAGUGAGCAGGACUGGAAUCCAAUCCGACGUUCAAACGGAGGUCCUGACGGAGGACAGUUCUUCUCCUCUCUUCCCCAGGAGAGACAACGCACAGGAAGUCAGCGACACAACAGAUGAUCCCAUGGAGCAGCUGAUGGAUAUGGAGGUGAAGCAGACCAUGCUUAACUUUGUAAACAAGACCAUGGCCGGCGUUGGACUGCAGGUGUCGGACUUGGACCAGCAGUUCUCUGAUGGUGUCAUUCUGCUGCUGCUCAUUGGACAGCUGGAAGGUUUCUUCAUUCCUCUUUCGGACUUCAGGCUCACCCCCGACAGUCAUGAACAUAUGCUCCACAAUGUCAGCCUGGCCCUGAGCCUCCUGGCUGACUUGGGCCUGCAGGUGUCGGCUGUUCAAGCCCAAGAUGUGGUUUCUCAGGACGUGGCUGGCACCUUGAAGGUCCUCUACGCGCUCUUUAGGAAGCAUGGAGGAUGAUGCAAACAGGAAGUGGAAGGCAGAGCAUCACGUGACCACAGCUGUCACUCAUAGUGUUACAGUCCUUCCACCCCACUCCUUCAGGGGGCAGUGAUGGGCAUGUAGUGUAACAUAACAGCCAUUUAGUGGUCAAUUGUACGGAAUAUGUUCUAUAAUGUGCAAUCUACUAAUACAAGUCUCAAUCAAUCACGUUAACAUAUUUAAUACAUAAACAAUUUAAAGAUA
Molecule: messenger RNA, 1304 nt
Organism: Nerophis ophidion (straightnose pipefish)
Lineage: Eukaryota; Metazoa; Chordata; Actinopteri; Syngnathiformes; Syngnathidae
Gene: parvg
Product: parvin, gamma
Exons: 13
Coding region: 111-1079 (322 amino acids)
Biological process (GO): cell projection assembly; establishment or maintenance of cell polarity; substrate adhesion-dependent cell spreading
Cellular component (GO): cytoplasm; actin cytoskeleton; focal adhesion
Molecular function (GO): actin binding
Source: RefSeq, a predicted model, not a curated record